CUUGACAACAAGCAUUGCAAAACAAACAAACAGCGGAAAUAUAAUCACGUUCACUCGUACGAAUAUCAUUUAAUAAAUCUUAGGUCGAUUACCAAAAACACGUAAAGUGUGUAUAUAUAUAUUUCUUCAUGUUAUGCUUUCAGUUUACUUCCCAGAUGCUUAAGCGUUUGGCGAUUAAACGCCCGAUGCCCUGGUGAAAUCCCGAAUUGCUUUGUUCUUAAAAUGAAGUGCACUAACUAGGGUACAGAGCUCUAGGGUCACACGCUCUAGGUAGUGCACCUAUGUAGGAUAGUAAGGCACUAUUUGAGAUUCCGCAGUAGCAUUCGCUAUUAACCGUCACUAACCAAGACGUUUUUCACUAAGCGCCGUAUGUUAGAAAAUAUAACACAAAGAAAUUCAUGCCAAAGUUAAAAACAAAGUAGUAAAUGCUUUGUAAGAGAGUGUACUAUAACGUUGUAAAAUGCAGCGCUCUGAGGAAAGCAGAGCUGUGGCCAAUACAGCAGACUUUCUACGAAAAGCUGAACACUUUAGAAAGCUGGUUGAUAAACAUGAAAAAGAGAGAGCGACGAAUAAGCACAAAAGGAGAAAUGGCCUCAGAGAUUGUUGCUGUGAAUUAGAGGAGUUUGAAAACAAGCUGAACCUGGAGCUUAAGGCUGAAACUCUGAGAGUGCAGCAACAACUACAAAAAAUCAGAAAUAGUGUGUACAGAUUCCAGGGGCAGCUGAUGGAUGUGAAGCCAUCUCCCAAUUUGAUUGAAAAACUGAAAGAUAUCAUGAGUGAGAUCGAACAGUCCAUCAACACUUUCAAAGAGCAACAACAUAAAAGUUUUGAGGAGCUUUUACAGGAAGAAAGGACUUGUUGGCAAGAGGUAUCUGCCUUUGAAAGGAAGAUUGACUCUUGGACACUGGCUGUGAAGAAAGACGGCGAGUUUCCCGUAUUUCAGAAAACCAAGCAUGGCAUGGCCACAAAAACAAGACAGGAGUUUCCUGUAGAUGUGUUGGCUCUGGAAACAUUCCUGCAGCAGACAGGAGGGAAACUGGGAGGCUGGGACCAAUAUGACCAUCAGAGCUUCCUAAAAGUGUGGACCAAGCACCAUGGAAAACCCUCCUACAGGUCUGAGGUUAAACUUUACUUACCAGGCAAGACCGAGGAGGAAAUACGAUUGCACGAGGACUGGUAUCUAGAAAUGUGCCGUCUCCAGGAAAAGAAGAAAGCGGCUAUCCAGAGAUGGAGGUCAGAAAAGCAGAGAGAACUGGAAGCUCGUGUGCAACAUGAACACCAGGUUGAGGAGGCUGUGAUGAAGGAGCAAGAAGUCGCCCUAGCGGAAGCCCAACGUCUCAAACAGGAAGAGGAGCGGCGGGAGGCGGCACUCCGUCUGGAAGUCUGGAGGAAGCAGAGGAAGGAUAAGCAGGAGCAGGAGGAGGAGGAGCGACUCAGGGAAGAGGUGAUGCGGAACAGAAGACUAAAGGAGGAGAGGCGGAGGCAGCAGGAGGUCAAACUCGCUGUGGAGGCCCACAUCAGGGAGAGGAAAGAAGAGGAGGAGCGGAGAAUGGUGGAGAAGGAAGAGCAGGAGCGAGCGGAGGUGGAGGAGAGGAGGAGACUGGCUGCUGAUGGCAUCAAACGUUUUCAAGAGAGGGAUCUACACAAGCUAGAAACAAAACUGCAAGAAAGGCAGGCUAAAGAGGAGGAGCAGGUGGAACGGCUGAAGAAGCAGGCUAAACGAAAAGAGAAGGUUGAAGGUCACGUUAGCCGAGAUCCUUCAAGACUCUGGAAACCAACCAAAGGAUGGGAAGAACGCACCAAAGAGAUCGGGCCAACAGGAGGUGGACCUGUUUAUCACAUGUUUCAUAGGGCAAUCCCGACAUGGAGACAAGACCUUUAAACCUGUGCUCAGGCUUCACAGCUCCUUCAGACAUGCACAAGAAUGUAAUAAACCUUUGCUGUUUUUGUAAUUUGAUUGUGAUAAAGGAAAAAUAAUGUCCAUGUUAUUUGUUUUAAAUACACUUAAGAGAAUCGCUGCAUAAGGCAAGGAGUAAAUCUUAAGACCAACUUUUUAUGUAUAAUAUUGCACCUGCAUUAUAUAGGAUAAAAUAAAAUGCUGUAGACGACA
Hemibagrus wyckioides is the source of this 2110-nucleotide messenger RNA. RefSeq names its product coiled-coil domain-containing protein 112. The transcript has 9 exons. Lineage: Eukaryota; Metazoa; Chordata; Actinopteri; Siluriformes; Bagridae. Bases 461 to 1882 code for a protein of 473 amino acids. The record is from RefSeq and is a predicted model, not a curated record.